AUGGCUUACUUACCUACCGAACAUAUCGUGUUGGCAAAUUACAGCUCAAGCAUUACUCAGAGCUAUCGUCCGAAAUUAAUCGAAUUUCAUGGAUAUGAAGGUGAAGACUUCAGACACUUUCAGGAAUUAUUGGAAUCUUACUUUGCAUUUGCAAACUUAAAUAAUGAUGCAAGAAAGUUAACAAUUCUCAAGUCACAAUUACGACGCGCAGCAAAAGUCUACUUUGAAAAUGAACUUAUCAAAAAGAAACCUGAUAUAACAUAUGAUGAAGCAAUGGAAGAAUUAAAGAAGCAUUAUAUUACUCCUGAAUUAAUUCAGAGUUACGAGCUAGAAUUUAACGAAAUGUAUCAAGGAGAACAAGAACAUCCGCGUAUAUUUUUAGCAAGAUUAAGAGAAGCAGCAGAUUUGGCUAAUAUUACAAGCAAUGCAGUCAUAGAAAGUCGCUUCAGAGCUGGAUUGCUUAGAGAAAUAAAACAAUUCUGUAUCUAA
Molecule: messenger RNA, 489 nt
Organism: Rhizopus microsporus ATCC 52813
Lineage: Eukaryota; Fungi; Mucoromycota; Mucoromycetes; Mucorales; Rhizopodaceae
Exons: 1
Coding region: 1-489 (162 amino acids)
Source: RefSeq, a predicted model, not a curated record